Cylicocyclus nassatus is the source of this 1008-nucleotide messenger RNA. NCBI's taxonomy places the organism in Eukaryota, Metazoa, Nematoda, Chromadorea, Rhabditida, Strongylidae. The record is from the annotation of a GenBank genome assembly.
AUGUUGAUCACAUAUUUAGUAGUUGACGUAUGUAUCUUGGAAAGGGAGACAGGACCGUGUUUGGAACGACUUCUUCGAUUCGCUUAUGAUCCAAAGUCUGGAGAUUGCCACUUGUUCGUCUACGGUGGUUGCAAAGGAAAUGGAAACAAUUUCGCAAGCAAAAGAGACUGCUUGCGUGUAUGCAAACCUCGAACAACUGAAAAUAGAACAGCAGACUGUUUCCCUGAAAGAGUAAAAGGAGGACGAACCAGAUGUUCUGGAACAAUAGGUUAUAACUUCAAGACCAACAACUGCGAAAACGUUGUGAAUGGAUGCUUUCAUACUGCAAGGGAAUGUGAGCAAGCAUGUGUCUCCAAAUGGCCACCAGAAGUACCUGAGAUGAGGCCACCUAGCACAACGUCAACGACGACGACAACGGCAACAUCGUCAACAACAACUACUGCAUCCACAACAAAGCCGGCGAUAACCACUACGACGUCGACCCUGACGACACCUUCAGUACCAACAACGACGAUAACGACUACAACAGUCGAAUCAACAACAUCAGCAACAACUUUGACAACAAGAGAACCCAUCGCUACUCCUUCAUCAACAACGACUAGAACAUCAUCAACAUUCAUUUCAUCUCCAAUAACCUCCACAUCUUCGUCCAUCACGCCCACAACAGAACCAGCAACGACAUCAGCAGGUAUGGGCAUAAAAUACGCAGUCGGUAUUCAUAGACAAGAUCUUUGCAUCCAGUCUGGGUUGAAAGGAGGCUGCUCAGCACAUUGGGGAUACCGCUAUAAUGCGACAAUAGAUGCAUGCCAAUGGCAUAAGACUGGUGGCUGUUUUACAAAUGAACAGGAAUGUUCUGAAGCAUGCAUUAAGCGAACCCAGACAAUCGAAAGCAAACCGAUUACGACCACUAUACCGGCUACGACGAGCGCAGAAUUAACAACAUCGACAUCAACCCCCACACCAACGAGUUCGAAAUCAAUGGGUAGCUACCUUGAAUACCAUGAGUAG